AUGAUGAAUUAUUGGCGGUACGGUGGCGCUUCGGCAGUGUACUUGCCGUUGAUAGUGAUCCUCCUCGCAGGACGAUCGGAGUGCCGGGAACUCAGGCCGGCGGACCACGGACUGGAGACUCAGAGCAAUGCGACGGCGAUCACGGAGGAUUCGCCGGAAAUGCUGUCGUUCUUCGGCGGAGCGAGCACGUGGACUGCGGCGGCGAACAUGCCUUUGCCGGAGGCGAAGAACAUGAGCGGCGAGGCGUCAUGGUGGCGGCAGCAGCACAGAUCCGGCGGUGGAUGGAAGGAUCACUGGAGGAAGGGCCUGGUGGUGGCUACCGUGGCGUGCGGAGCGACCGGAAUUGGUUUUCUGCUCGUAGCGGCGUUGCUUUUCUUCUUUCAGUACCAAAAGAAAAGGUCCGGUGGAAGCGCCAAGUAG
Molecule: messenger RNA, 420 nt
Organism: Diospyros lotus (date-plum)
Lineage: Eukaryota; Viridiplantae; Streptophyta; Magnoliopsida; Ericales; Ebenaceae
Exons: 1
Coding region: 1-420 (139 amino acids)
Source: RefSeq, a predicted model, not a curated record